Molecule: messenger RNA, 2722 nt
Organism: Terrapene triunguis (Three-toed box turtle)
Lineage: Eukaryota; Metazoa; Chordata; Testudines; Emydidae
Gene: RBM38
Product: RNA binding motif protein 38
Exons: 4
Coding region: 308-955 (215 amino acids)
Cellular component (GO): cytosol
Molecular function (GO): RNA binding
Source: RefSeq, a predicted model, not a curated record
GGCAGGCAGCGGCCGCCUCUGUUCCCCGGCGCCCUGCGGGAGGUCAUUGCACAAGAGGGGCUGGAGCCAGGGCUCUUCGCAGGCAGCGGUUCCCGGUGCAUGGGGGACAAAGCGACAGCUGCCGCUGCUGUUGCUGCGUGGGGGCGGCCCCACCUACCUCUGCCCCCAGCUGCGUGUGGUGAGGAGGAGGAUGACCCCGGCCCAGGGUGUCUCACGCCUCUUCUGAGCCCCUGAGCCGUUUGCUCCCGGCCGCCCGUGGCAUCUUGGAUGCUUUUUGCAGCGGCCGCCGCCCCGCGCCCGCAGCGCCAUGCACACCGUGCAGAAGGACACUACCUUCACCAAGAUCUUCGUCGGGGGGCUGCCCUACCACACCACCGACUCCUCCCUGAGGAAGUACUUCGAAGUGUUCGGGGACAUCGAGGAAGCGGUGGUGAUCACCGACCGGCAGACGGGCAAAUCCCGGGGAUAUGGUUUUGUGACCAUGGCAGACAGAGCUGCAGCUGAGAGAGCGUGCAAAGAUCCCAACCCCAUCAUUGAUGGCAGAAAAGCAAAUGUGAACCUGGCAUAUCUGGGAGCAAAACCAAGGAGUAUUCAAACUGGUUUUACUAUAGGUGUGCAGCAGCUACAUCCAGCCUUUAUUCAGCGACCAUAUGGGCUCACCCCUCACUAUAUUUACCCUCAAGCUAUCGUUCAGCCUAGCGUGGUCAUCCCAACCCCCGUGCAGUCUAUCACAUCUCCCUACAUAGACUACACCUCUGCGAGCCAAGCCUACUCCCAGUACACCACCGCUGCCUACGACCAGUACCCCUACGCCGCCUCUCCUGCUGCUGGGUUUGUGGGAUACGGCUACACGAGCGCAGUUCAGCAGCCCAUCACAGCUAGCAAUCCGGCAGCGCACACCACGGCUUUUGUUCAGUAUCAGCCCCAACAGCUGCAGCCUGACCGAAUGCAGUAAGGGCCCUGCCCAUGCGUUCGCCAUGUAGGACAAUCUUUUACAGUGGAAGGAUACAAACAAAAAAAGCAGAAAACAAAACCACCCAACCUUACUAGGUGCAUACGAAUACCUAAGCUAUUUAUAGUGUUAAGGACGAACCUAAACCCUUGCUGUCUGACUACGCUCAUGGAAAAGGACUUCCGGUAAGUUUUCUUUCAAUCAGGGCAAAUAUUGUCUUGAAGAUGGACUUAAAUUGACUGAAAUAUUAAAAGGAAAACUACAGUUUCUUGCACACUUAGUGAUCUGCUUCCAUUACCUGUCAUCUUCUCACUCCCCCUCCUUCUCCCUUUCCCCAUCCAUCAGUUGUUUCCUACUCCCCUUCCCCUCCCCAAAUCAGAUCUGCAAUCCUCUCAUUUACUGUUGAGGUAUACAAGGUACUCGGAGAACAUGGAUAAAAAGCAAUCGUAUUUUUUGGUUGUACAAAAACUUUGUAAUACUCAGAGAUGCCUUACAGAAAAAAGAAGAAAACUAUUUUUUAAUAUUUAUUGCGAUUUUAUUCGCAUGAGCUGUGAAUUGCAGACAGAAGAAUAGUAGUAAGUAUCUGCCUUGUUUAAUUCUCAUUUUACUAAAUUAUUGUACGUAGGUAAAGGUUCCUAAGUAAUUGCUGAAUCACUUCAACAUGCAAAAGGGAAUAUUGGCUUUAAGGAAAGCAGAAUAUUCCUUUAGUCAACGCACUGUAAUAUUUUCUUAUUGUAAUUCUUACUCUUAAGAUUAUCUCAGACUUAGGUAUAUUUUUAAAAUGCAAAAAAAAAAAUAAUCAAAAACAAAGCCCCCCACCUGGAAUACUGAACAUAUUGUCUACUAUGAUAGAUCUUUUGUUAUAAUGCUGCAACUUAUGGAGAAAUGGACAGUAUUUAUGUCAAAGUUAGACAGAGUUUUCAGGCUGUUGGCUGGCAAAGUUUAGGAGAAUGUCAGGAAUGGAUUAAAACUUUUUUUUUACAUAUUUGAACAAAUGGGUAAAUGUAACAUUUUUAUGCCUAUGGUACAACAGCCAAAUAAAGAGAGACAACAGACCACAUAGGAUAAGUGCAUUUUUACAAGGAGGAGCAAUAAACUAUUUUUUUUUUAAACCACUCAAUACUAUGUUGUAUGCUCCAGUCAAAUAAAUAUGGUAUUAAAGACACAGAUGAAAUUGACUUGAAUUGGAUACACUGGGCCUUACCCUGCAGCUGUUGUGGACUUGAUCCUGAGCGGUUCUGAGCCCCCUUCAAGUCUCCUGGACCCCUCUCUGCAUUCAAACUACAGUUUCCAGCAACUCCCAUUGGAGUCACAUGCCUGGAAGGCACCUGGCCCUUAGUUGCCCUGUAAGUUGUGUUGUCCAUUGAGUCCAGUGUCAAGUGGGUCUUUAGUGCUCCCUUUCUAAGCUGGUAGCAUUUUCACCGACCAUACGCUGAUGUAAAUGAUGACCAAGGUGCUAGGCAAUGGAGACUCACAAGGAGUGCAGGAUCAGUAUUGUCCUGAGGGGGUUUUCAUGGUAUUGCAAAGAAACCACAUGCUUCUUCUAAUGGAAGUUUGCACAAUUGAUUCCAUCCAAAAUUCUGUCUCAUGUAAGGGCUGGGUUUCUGAGGGCCUCUUCAAUCAGACAUGCUGGGAUUGGCACGUGCCCUCAGGCAAGGUGGCUCUAGGGCCCUGAGCCUUCCUCAGGUUGGCCACAUGGUUCCAUUUUAUUUUCCCCUUGAAUUUCCUAUAGCAAUUUGGUUUUCAACUUUUGACCCUCAAAAAAACUGU